AGACGUUACGUGAGCAACGUUCUAUGGUAACCAUUGUUCUUUGUCAAUAUUGUUGGAUGACUGUAAGGAAAGUCGAAGGUACAUCAAAAGAAGAAAUUGUAAAGGACCUCAAGAGACGUAUUGCAUCAUUAAACUGUAAACAAAGAUCUGUUCCUAAAACAAAGAAUAUAAAUGUGCUGGCCUAUGUAUUGAAAUGCAGAUUGGCCAUGCUUGUUCCGGUACUGAAAGAAACAACAACACCUGACAACAAAGUAAUAGUAAAACAAACUUGGCCACGUUCUCGACAAGUUCCAAUGAUUUCUGUUGACUCAGAACAAGACUAUCAGAUUAUAGGAACAACUAAAGUGGCUGUGCGCAAAUAAUUUCUUUUUUCGAAACAACAACACCUAGCAACAAAGUAAGAGUAAAACAAACUUGGCCACGUACACGACAAGUUCCAAUGAUUUCUGUUGACUCAGAACAAGACUAUCAGAUUAUGGGAACAACUAAAGUGGCUCUGCGCAAAUAUUUUCUGUUUUCGUAAUUUUAUCAACGAUUUGAAUUGGUCUGUCUGUAAUAUCAAUUUUGAAUGAUUAUAUAGCUGAAGAUUUUCAUCAACAGAUUGCGAAAAGCCAAACAACAGCUUUUAUUUAGAUUUAUACAAAUUGUUAUAAUAAACAACCGAAUGCAUAGAAAACUA
Messenger RNA from Mytilus trossulus (common blue mussel), 679 nucleotides. RefSeq lists its product as uncharacterized. The transcript is spliced from 2 exons. The record is from RefSeq and is a predicted model, not a curated record. Lineage: Eukaryota; Metazoa; Mollusca; Bivalvia; Mytilida; Mytilidae. Bases 24 to 362 code for a protein of 112 amino acids.